AUGCCAACAGUAGAAGACUACUUUGACGAUGAUACCGAUAUCCCCCUCCCUUCCUCAUCCAAACCAAGGGCAUUGCCCGACACAGGUAUGCGAGGAGCGUUGUUAGAGGAGAUAUCAGGUGAUGAGGAUGAUAUGGAUUUCAGUAAACUGGCUGAACAGUCAAGAGGGAUAUUCGGUGAAGGUGCCAACGCCCCUCCCCCUCCUUCUGGUGGAGGGAACGGAAAGGGGAAAUUGGUAGAGAGAUCACAGGAUAAUGAAUUGAGACCAUCUGGUUCGGGGUCGGGACAAGGUGGACCGAAUAUCAAUCCGAAUACGCCAAUGGGAGGAUUCAUGGGUGAUAUGAUGCGUUUACAGGCUGCAGAAGAUGAGAGGCUGGAGAGGUUGAGAAAACAAUUUGGGACUGCCAAUGUAGCUAAAGAUCCUUCGGUGUAUAAAGGUUGGAACACAGUCUACCCUCUGUAUUUCGAUGCGAAAGUAUCCAUCAACGACGGUAGAAGGGUACCUCGAUCAAGUUCGUUGUGGUGGCCUCAGGCGACUCAUAUCGCUCAGGCAUGUAGAGUAUUGGGGUUGCCCAGUGUUCUUGAGCCCGAUAGGUGUCAUCCGGCAGAUUGGGAAAACCCAGGUAGAGUGAAAGUCCAAAUAAUUCGAGAUGGGAAAUUCUUAAACCCCAUUAUCAAAAAUCGAACUGAAUUGUAUAAACACUUAUCUGAUCAAAUCCGACAACGUAACCCAUCUAUAAUAUUCGACCCUUCUACAGCACCUUCCAAGCGAUCUUAUAAACCCUCUACCAAACAGUCAUCAUCGUCCAAGACAGCAACGGAAAAAGGAAGGGGGAAAAAGAAAAACCAAGGCAAGGGCAAGGGUAAACAAGAUGUUCAGAAGAAGAUCAUACCUCUACCUAAAUUACCUACGAAACCACCUUUGGCACCUCAACCCAUACCUGUCCUCGAUGAUAGAUUACCAUUGCAUUCACCUGUCGUACCUGCUGGUGUGGCCGUAGCUGCGAUCAAGAGGGAUAGGGAUAAUGAGAAAGAGGCGAAGAAGAAGGGAUUGAGCCUUGGUGGGUCCGAGGAAGGUGCGAGUGGACAGAAGGAGAAGAUGCCUAAGAUGAAGAGGGUUGUAGUGAGGGGUAAGCGAUAA
Molecule: messenger RNA, 1140 nt
Organism: Kwoniella botswanensis
Lineage: Eukaryota; Fungi; Basidiomycota; Tremellomycetes; Tremellales; Cryptococcaceae
Exons: 4
Coding region: 1-1140 (379 amino acids)
Biological process (GO): SRP-dependent cotranslational protein targeting to membrane; SRP-dependent cotranslational protein targeting to membrane, signal sequence recognition
Cellular component (GO): signal recognition particle, endoplasmic reticulum targeting
Molecular function (GO): 7S RNA binding
Source: RefSeq, a predicted model, not a curated record